CCUGUCUAUAUAUAGGACUUUAUUCGCAGUAGUCAGUCAGGUUGCAGAGUCAGUAGCAAGAAGAAGAAGAAGAAAUAUACUGUGUUUGUCGACAAGUAGUAGUCAUAUUGGAUAGUGAAUGUAACAGAAAUUUUUGAAACAUUGAAGAGAGUCAGUCGAUCGUAGAUUGUACAUUUUCGUACGCCCGAACGUGCAAUUUAAAAUACAAUGUCGUGGUUAAAAGACUGCAUUUGGAACUGGUUUCAACUUCUGGCUUUAAGGAUCGUUAAGACUGGCGAAGUGCCUAAACACGUGGCAUUUAUCAUGGAUGGUAACAGACGUUAUGCGAAUAAACAGAACUUGAGCAAAGCAGAGGGAUACUUAAAAGGGUUCCACAAAAUGAUUCAGAUGGUAUACUUGUGCAGAUAUCUCGGUAUUGCAGAAGUCACAGUUUUUGCAUUUAGUAUAGAAAAUUUUAAACGUAGCAAAGAAGAAAUUAAUGUUCUCACAGAUCUUGCCAGACAGGAAUUCAAGGGUCUCUUAGAAAAGAAGGAAGAAUUGAAAGACGAUGGAGUAUGCAUUCGUGUGAUUGGCAAUUUGUCCCUGCUGCCAGCAGAUGUACGCAAAUUAUUUGCUGAAAUUAUGAUUGCUACUAGGGAAAAUAAUAGAAUAAUUUUAAAUGUUGCUGCUGCUUAUACAUCAAGGGAUGAAAUUACUCAUGCAAUUAAGGAUGUAAUACAAGGUGUAAAGGAUGCUGAUAUUUUACCUGAAGACAUUAACGAAGAUCUGAUUACUGAUUGUUUGUACACUUACAAGUCUCCGAAACCAAAUUUAUUAAUUCGUACUUCCGGAGAAACUCGACUUAGCGAUUUCCUUAUGUGGCAAAUCGAUCAUACUUGUCUUUACUUUAGCGAGGUAAUGUGGCCUGAAUUCAGUCCAUGGAAUCUUUUUUGUGCAAUUCUUCAUUAUCAGAGAUGUUAUCCUGACUUGCAAAAAAAUAUAAACAAUUUGAAACCAAUUACGCGUAAUACUAGAGUAUCCAUGUUUCUUGAUAAGUUGUAUAACAAACGUGACAUGGCAAUCGAAAAAAUGUCUCAAUCUAUUCUAGUAGAUAAAGCGUAAUUUAUAUCGUUAAAGGUAUUUAUUUUUUAUUGGUUGUGUUGUCACAUGUACGGUUCCAAAUUUAAUAUGAAAUUUAAUAUUUAAUACUGUCAAAUGGAUAAGUUGUGCUAUCUGGAUAAAUUGUGAAAAGGGAUUUAAAGUUGCGUUAAGGCUCCUGACUAGUCGCAGCGGCCAUGUUGGAAUCGUGACGUCAG
Molecule: messenger RNA, 1295 nt
Organism: Trachymyrmex cornetzi
Lineage: Eukaryota; Metazoa; Arthropoda; Insecta; Hymenoptera; Formicidae
Product: dehydrodolichyl diphosphate synthase complex subunit DHDDS
Exons: 5
Coding region: 208-1101 (297 amino acids)
Biological process (GO): polyprenol biosynthetic process
Cellular component (GO): dehydrodolichyl diphosphate synthase complex; endoplasmic reticulum
Molecular function (GO): ditrans,polycis-polyprenyl diphosphate synthase [(2E,6E)-farnesyl diphosphate specific] activity
Source: RefSeq, a predicted model, not a curated record